CGCAUCUACACACAGCAACACAGAAGAAGACGAGGAAGCGCUUUUAUUUACUUCUGUUGUCACCUUAGAACUUAGGUUGUUGUUGUUUUUUUAUUUCAAGGAUCAUAUAUUACUUUUAAAUCACGACGGAAUCUGUUCUAAAGCUGAAAGAGCUCUUUGUGUUCCUCUGUUACUGAGGGCAGUGGCUAGCAGAUAAUAAUUCAUGGCAGAGGGCAGCAGCAAUCUGAGCAAUGCUCCUCCAGGAGACCCGCGGCUCAUCGCGCUCAUAGUGGAGCACCUAAAGAACAGAGGCCUGUUUGAUGAGUUCAGACGAGACUGUCUGGCAGACGUGGACACGAAGCCAGCUUAUCAAAAUCUGCGACAGAAGGUGGACAACUUUGUGUCCAAUCAUCUCAGUACUCAAGAAUGGAAUCCGUCCAUCAACAAGAACCAAGUGAGGAAUGGCUUGAGACAAAGCGUAAUUCAGUCAGGGAUGUUGGAAUCUGGGGUGGACCGUAUCAUUACUCAGGUGGUGGACCCUAAACUGAACCAUAUCUUCAGGCCACACAUCGAGGACGCCAUUCAUGAUUUCUUAGCCGCAGAGAAGAAAGAAGAGGGCGCGUCAAAUUCAGCCCCUGAUGCUGAACAACAGGAAACAACUAGCAACACAGCAGCCAAAACACAAUGAGGUACAAGGAUACAUUUUUUCUUUCACAUGAAGAUCGCCGAAAGUAGUCGUUCAGUGCUUGACUACAGUGGAUGAACGAUUGCUGAGCACUGGAAUAUUGGAAGUUUGCACUAAUUUGAGGUGGUUGGAUUGUUUUUAUUUUUUUGACAGUAUGUGUUUAGCAUGUUACAUAAAAGCAGGUUGUCCAGCCCUUGCUUUUGAUAUCUGGUUUAGUUCUCUCAGCACUACAGAACAACUGAAGCUGAUUUGUCUAAAGUAAAAUAAACGCAUCUCAAAAUAACAUUAAUAUGAAUUACAUAAUUGUUAGCUGGACUGAAGCCAGACUGAAAUGGCUCUUUUACACAGCUGGAUUUGUGAAAUGCUUUACAAUUUUUUCUUGCGAUAUUCUAAUGGGACUCAUAGCAACGUUUCUACAAUAAAUGUAACUUUUUAACAAAAGCCAAGUCUGGUUGCAUCAUUUUUGGUAUUGUAAAACCUCUGAAUUCUCUUGCAAGAGGUUAGUUUGUUGUGGGAAACAUGCUACAUAACAAUAUCCUCCUAGACUCCUUUUAGCGAUGGCAUUUUUGACAGGAGGUCUUCACCAGCAUUUUUAUGAUUCCAUCUGGACAUUAACUAGAGCGAGUACCCUCAAGAGUUCACCAUGUGCCGUACCACGCAGACACAGUGUUACGUGAUUGAAACCAUUUGGGGCUAAAAGCUUGUCGACCCCGAGACCGCAUUUAAAUCUCCAGCAGCCUCAUGGCAUGAACUUCCAGAGAAGAGCUUUUUGGUAAUAGAAGAGCCUCUAGAGAGGUGUCAUGUCCCGGCUUGGGACAAAGGUCGACUGCUCCAGCUUGUGUCUGUCUUUCAGCACCUCUGCUCUGAGAAUGUGCUGUACAGUCAGAUGCUCGGUCGGAUUGCUAAAGAGCUGCGGUCACGUGUCUUUUGACAUUCGCUGCUUGUUGCAGUAAAGCUCUUUGCCAGUAGGUAUUAGGCACUGUUUUACAAUUGUGUAUUAUAUAAGUUAUGAUUCUGUUGUAAAUGGUCCGUAAUGGGAUGCAUAGUACAUUGUUGGUAAUGUCACAUCCACAGACUUUGGAUUCUUAAUCGCUGUACUUGAUAGCAAAAUGUUCUCCAUAAUAGCCCAGGUGCAAGCUCAUAUUUCCAGCGCUGAUCUUGGCAGUGUUACCGCCAACUCUGUCCUGAACCCAGCGUCCACUCAUGCCUAUUAAGAUGCUUUGCUGUAGUUCCUCCCCAUCUGAUGAAAUCUGAUCCUGUUCUCAUUUGAAAGCCACAAUGGGAAUUGAGGGACUGUGCUGAGCUGUCAACAAGCUCCUAGUGGAGCCUACCAACCUUCCAAACCCAUGUGUUCUAUGUUUCUGAGAAGCGUAAGAUUAAGGCCAGUAGGGGGUGUGGUUUUACUGUGUUUGAUGAUGUU
Molecule: messenger RNA, 2084 nt
Organism: Labeo rohita (rohu)
Lineage: Eukaryota; Metazoa; Chordata; Actinopteri; Cypriniformes; Cyprinidae
Gene: bod1
Product: biorientation of chromosomes in cell division 1
Exons: 4
Coding region: 203-667 (154 amino acids)
Source: RefSeq, a predicted model, not a curated record